AUGGAUUCACUGGGUGGCUCAUUGGAUUUUAUGGACGACGACCUCCCAUUUGAACCCUUGCCAGCAGACGAGGACACCUGCCAGACGUGCCCCGCGGAAUGCAGGUGUGGUGCAACCUCGGAACUCGACGACUCCCUUCUUGAGCCCAUUGACACGCUGGAUGAUGACUCUCCAUCUGCUGCACCCUCACCAACAGAUCUACUCGCAAUCCCUGCAAGUAUGGCUCGUGCAUCAGCGAUGGCCUUGGCUCCUACUCCUGUGUCUGCCCGCCCAAUCGCAUCCCAUCCAAAAGCAACGGAUAUCCCACCUGUGAUUACGCACAGGAGCUUCUUCUCCCACGCUCAACGUGCAAGGAGACAACUGGAGGUGCGAGGACGUCUAUCCUCUUUAUGGACUCACGCUAGAGGAGUUCACUGCACAGAACAAUGGCUUGGACUGGUCUGCUGCCCUCACCCGGGGGCGGCACAUGCGAGUCAGUGGCAGCCUCUCUCGGCAUCUUUGGGCUGUCUUGCCGCACCCCUCCCACCUCUCUGCUCCUCCACUCCUCCCCCCAACCACCCAAUGCAGGGCGACACAUGCGAGUCACUGGCAGCCUCUCUCGCCAUCUCCUCUCUCUCCCUGCAGGAGCUUAACCCCGGCUUCAACUGCUCCUCGCCCCUCCCCGCGUCCCGCUCUCUCUGCAUUGAGCGGGAAGAUGGGGCAGAUGACGGAAGGGGGGAGUACUGCAAUACAGAUUACUCGGUCAGCGGCACAACCAGCUGCGCGCAGGUGGUGCAGGACUUUGAGUUCUACUCCUUGAUUGAGCUCUACCGGCUCAACCCAGGGCUCGUGUGCUACAUCUCACAAACUGCCAAUCGGGAGCUGCCAGGUGUUCCCGGGGCAGUGCAAGCUGACCAUCCUCUCAUGCUGCCUGCGAGUGAAUUCCGCACGUAUCUGCACACCCUUGGUGUGAAUGGCACUGCUGGGUGGCAUGAUGCCACCCGCCUUGCUCAGCGCCCCGCAUUCACCUCCUCCUACUCCCAACAUGCCCACUCUCUCUCCACGCCCUUCCACCUCCUUUGCACGCUCGUCUUUGUUGCGUACAUUGCAUUGAAUGCGCUGGUGACACUACUAUGGAGGAUGGGAGUCUCGUAUCCGCAAGUCAAUUCCUGGGUUCACGAGCAGAAAGUUGCUGUGACGACCAAGCUGUGGGCAUUGAUAUUCACAUGGGCUCGUGAGAUUGUGGACGAGGCAAGAUUCACACUGCGGAGCGUGUAUGAAGCUGUUGGAAUCACUCUGCGGGGGCUAGUGGGAGUGAGCGAGUUGGCCAUGCAACUGAAGGAGUUAAGGGAGCAGCUGGCAGAAGCUAAGAAGGACUUGGCUGAACACAGGAACCUGAUUACAGGGCAAGCGGAGGAGCUGGCAGCAUCGAGGGGGCAGGUUGAAGCUGGCCUUGAGGAAGCAUUGGUGUCGCUUGUGCGAGGCGAAUGGGGAAGCACACGCAUGUUGGAUGCCGUUUCUUCAGCCCUCACUGAAAAAAACGACAGGCGAACAUCUCUUCAGUUGAAGAAUCUCUCCAGCAUCUCAGACACGGCCCUCCACGUUGUGUCUGCCAUGACCCACCUGAAAUCGAUUGAUUUGGACAAGUCCUCUGGCUUCAGUGCAGAGGGCGUGAAGCACCUCUACAGGCUGCCACAGAAGAAACGGCUCUCACUUAUGAAAACGGCCGUUUUUGACAGUCAUCUGGAGGGGAUUGGGGCAGCGAGCAGCCUUGAGCGUCUCUAUCUCAGCUGCACCAAAGUGACAGACUCUGGUCUGCAGCAGUUGACAGGGCUCGCGCUCAAGACUCUGGAGCUUAAUGGCUGCCAGGGUGUUACAGCUGCUGGCAUGGCGCAUGUGGGGAAGCUGAGAGGCCUUGAGAGUCUGUUUCUGGGGAAUUUAACCACGAAAGGUGAUGGUUUGGAGCACUUGUCGUCCCUCACGAAUCUGAAGCUGCUUGUGCUGCCAUCUGGGGCUGCAGGUAAGGGCUUGGAGCAUGUGAGGCACUUGACUGCUCUGCAGAAGUUGGAUAUGACGGGAAGCAGAGUGGCUGACGGUGGGGUGCCGUGGUUGAGCAAUCUGCCUUCUCUGACGCACAUUAGAACAGAUUAA
Messenger RNA from Closterium sp. Yama58-4, 2130 nucleotides. The record is from the annotation of a GenBank genome assembly. Lineage: Eukaryota; Viridiplantae; Streptophyta; Zygnematophyceae; Desmidiales; Closteriaceae.